AUGGGCUGCGGACCUUCCCAGCCCGACGCAGAAGACCAGAGACGUGUGCCUGUGCCCAAGAAGAGCUGGGAGGAGGGAUCCCAGGCUGAGGUCAGAGUGACUGAUUCUAGGGAAAAUCACAGCCCCCAGACUGAAGAUGCACAACCCAAGGACACUGUGGACAAGGCAGAAGACCUGGAUCAACAAGCCCAGAUGGGAAACUUACCUGGAACGAUUCCAGAAUGUUCUCCACCUCCUGGUAAAAGAAAUGGAAGCAUAAACUCAGAUCUGGCGACCAAUGGAUUAAUCAAUAAGCCCAAAUCUCUGGAGAAACGAGAGCGACAAAAGUCAUUAGACAUCCUGGAGGAACUAAUUGUUCAAGGAAUAAUACAGAGUCACAGCAAAGCGUUUAGACAUGGAGAGUCCUAUGAUGUCAUGGUGGAAACGACUGAGAAGCCACUGAGAAAGCCACCAGCCAGGCUGAAAAAACUUAAGAUCAAAAAGGAAGUAAAGGAUUUCACCAUGAAGGACAUAGAAGAGAAGAUGCAGGCAGUAGAAGAACGCCGGAAGACAAAAGAAGAAGAAAUCAGAAAACGGCUACGGAGUGACCUCCGACUUUUGCCUCCAGCAAAUCGUUCAGAUACGGCUGACCUGGGAGAGGCUGUGGUUCCAUUUGCCACAGGAUUGGCAACUGGGAGUUCUGUCCCAUUUGAAGCAUGUGACCCCGAAGGACGAGGGCCCUUGAAGAAGAAGAAGAGUACAACAGACACAGCCCUGAUUCCCAGGAGCUACAACUAUGAAGGUUUGGGUGUGGUGGAGUCAGAUAUGUCCUACAACCGAGAGGAAGACAUUUUCUAA
Molecule: messenger RNA, 837 nt
Organism: Dipodomys spectabilis (banner-tailed kangaroo rat)
Lineage: Eukaryota; Metazoa; Chordata; Mammalia; Rodentia; Heteromyidae
Gene: Stmnd1
Product: stathmin domain containing 1
Exons: 5
Coding region: 1-837 (278 amino acids)
Biological process (GO): microtubule depolymerization; neuron projection development; regulation of microtubule polymerization or depolymerization
Cellular component (GO): neuron projection; cytoplasm
Molecular function (GO): tubulin binding
Source: RefSeq, a predicted model, not a curated record